AUAAAACCAAACUCAGAUAAUAUACGACACCUCUAGUUCACUCUAACUCCAGUAGUUUAACUCUAGUAGUAUGAUGAGUGAGUAAGUGAGGGAAUGAUGAAUUGUUGUUGAUGAUGAUAUCUUCUUUUUCUGCUACCCAACUUUCAAUUUCAUCAUCUCUAACCACAUUCAGACACAGUCAUCGUCAUUUCACAAACGAAAUCCCAACCCAAAUUUCUUUCCGUCCUUACCAUCAAAUUAACAAGAAGAACAAAAUUAACAUCAGACCGUAUUGUGCCAUGGAAAUUCCCAGUCAACCCAAAGAGUUAAUCGAACUCAAUACCGAGUCCGACUUCAAAUCUCUUAUCUCCCCGGAUGAUAAUGGUUAUCUCUCCAUAUGUGGAUUUGGUUCUCUUCUCUCCGAGAGAAGUUCCAGGAGUACAUUUCCGGAUCUCAUCAAUUUCAGGAUUGCUAAAUUAAUCGGGUUUCGACGUGUAUUUGCUCACACUGCUCCGAUUUUCUUUGAACGCGGAAUCGCCAAUCCUCAAACCCAGGAGAUUUCGAGUUUAAGUGUAGAACCAUGUGAAGGUGAAACACUUGUAGUAACUGUCUUCGAAAUCAAAGAAUCCGAGAUUCCAUCUUUUAUUGAAAGAGAACACGAAUUUCGGUUUCUAGCUGUGGUACCUCAAACACUAGAAGGGACCUUGUUUCAUCAACCCGCUGUGCUUUGUGGUCGUUACAGUGACAAAGAGUAUUUUGAGUUUAGAUGCAAAGGAAGCAAGGAGAUAUAUCAUGAGCGAUAUGGACGAUAUGGUAUUGAGAAGAUAUGGAGGGAUGAUAUCUUACCUUGCCGUGUUUACCUUCGACACUGUGUUUUGGCAGCAAAGAAUCUGGGUGAUGUCGCUUAUAACAACUUCUUGGAUCACACUUUCCUCGGCGACAGGAGGACAACCAUUCGUGAGUAUUUGGCUACCAAAGGAGGUUCGACAAUCAUGGAAGAGGAGCCUCCAGAGCUACUCAAGACCCGCUAUGGUGGUUGAUUCCAUGAAUCAAUCUACUACAAUCAGAAGAAAGAAAUCGUUUGCCAUCUGAUUAUACAUACUGCAUAAUUUUUCUGUUGUUAUCGAACUUGUGCUAUGUAACGUUUUACUUCCUCAGCAUGUGAAAUAAUUGAUUGAUAAGAAAACUCCAGGCGAUAUGGUUGAAUGAAAACAAGGAAACAGAUAAUCUAAUUUGUUGACGUUGAUAGGAAAAUGCAUUCCAUACCGAGAUUUAACAGAUGGAUUAUCCCACAGAAACCCAGCUCUGCAGGAUAUUUGGACAUUAAGCCUACCCGUCUGACAUAUUUAGGAGCUCGCUGCCAUAAAUUUCCCUGGGUUCCCUCUUGUUUCACAGUACUGUUAGCCUAGAGCGAAUCAUCAGUAUUUUUGUCCUUUCUAAAGGAAUGUUCUGUGCUAUUUUUAGCUAAUCCACAGUAUCUGACAUAUUUUUCUUGCAAAGAGCUCGAGGAGCAGACGUCUGACAAUCAGUUGAAAUCCAAAGGUCCAGGAGUUUUAUUUGGUUUUGUCUUUAGCAUCUUAAAUGUUGUGUUUCAUGAUUAUCUCGGUUUCUAAAAUACUGCAAUCAAAUGAUGUUACUGAACCUUGCAUGCCGACUUAUGUAUAUAUUGUUUUGCUGUAGCCUUGACAUGAUUCCCUUGCAGCUUUUUGGUUAUGCCUACAGAGGUCCGUUUGGGCAGUUCUUGCAGACACUAAUGGAUAAGAUUAACAAGGGAAAGCACAAAGAAACAGUAGCCCAGAAGCCAGGAUCCUAAAACGACAGAAACCCUUGUCUUUUUUCUCUCCUGUUCUCCUUCAAACAGCUUCAACACAAACCCUACAACAGCUCCACAUCAAUCACCUAACUAAUGUGAAGCUCAAUGACAACAAUUAUCUGUUAUGGAUAACUCAAUUCAAGCCCUUACUGAAAGGUUAUAAACUUCUGAUGGAAGGUUUCCAGGAUUGCAAACAUCUCUUGAAGUAUGGGAAGCUCUUGAAAAGAGAUUUGCUCCACAAACCUGAGCUCACCAGCUGCAUUUCCGUCGAGAACUUCAUCAACUGAAGAAAGCCAUGAGUAGCGUGUUCAAUAUAUGGCUAAGUUGAUCUCAUUUGGUAUGGAGAAUCAGAAAGACUUUAUUGUUUCCUGCAACAAAGAAGUAAUAAUAUGGGGCUUGUUGGCUGUUAUCUUAUUAAUACAGGAAGAUUAUUGUCUCAGGAAAAAAGUCAAGAAGGAUUAGCCAUCCUUACAGAGUUGACAUCUUGGAUGGUAUUUAAGGAUCCUUUCUCUUUUACAACCAAUUUUGGGAUUGUGAAGCAUAUAAAAAUGGAAUAAUUGAUGUCACUAGAAUUGGCUGUAAACUGUCCGAAUUUAUCUAAAUUUAUGGAUCAACGGUUGUCUGAUCGUUGGAUUGGUAUAUCACCAAUAUUUGCCACUACAA
Molecule: messenger RNA, 2455 nt
Organism: Papaver somniferum (opium poppy)
Lineage: Eukaryota; Viridiplantae; Streptophyta; Magnoliopsida; Ranunculales; Papaveraceae
Exons: 10
Coding region: 111-1019 (302 amino acids)
Source: RefSeq, a predicted model, not a curated record